GCCCGCGCCCCGGGGCUCACGAUCACCGCACCGCCCGGCCGCAGAAACCGGCGUGGGGAUCUGCGGGCGCGUCCUAUCCCUUGCCAUCUCGGAUUGCUCCGCCCGCCGCAGCCCGACUUCCCCUCCCUCUCUGGGUCCCUGCCCUCCUCCCUCUCUUCUUCCCUCCCGCCCUCCGGCGCCGGACACGCUGAGCCUCUUCUCUCGGGGCGCCCUUCCCCUCGGCCAGCCGUCGCAUCCCGCGCAGCUUUGGGACGGAGAGUGGCGGUUGAGUGUUGAAUGUUCCGCUCCGAGAGCUCAUGGCUGUGGAAGCGAGGCGAGGGCCGGGCCCCCGAGGGGCCGCCGUCUGGGAGGCGGUGAUGUUUCUGUUGUGCUCGGGAGUCCCGACCGGGCGCCCCUACAACGUGGACACGGAGAGUGCGCUGCUCUACAAGGGACCCCCCAACACCCUGUUUGGCUACUCGGUGGUGCUGCACAGCCACGGGGAGAACCGAUGGCUCGUAGUCGGGGCGCCCACUGCCAACUGGCUCUCCAACACUUCAGUGGUCAAACCUGGGGCUAUUUACAGAUGCAAGAUUGGGAAGAAUCCAGCCAGGACCUGUGAACAGCUCCAGCUAGGUAGUCCUUUCGGAGAUCCUUGUGGAAAGACUUGCUUGGAAGAAAGAGAUAAUCAAUGGCUGGGGGUCACGCUUUCCAGACAGCCUGGAGAAAACGGCUCCAUUGUGACUUGUGGGCAUAGAUGGAAAAAUAUAUUUUACAUAAGGACUGAGUCUAAGCUCCCCACGGGUGUUUGCUAUGGAAUGCCUUCUGAUUUACGAACAGAACUGAGUAAGAGAAUAGCUCCAUGCUAUCAAGAUUUUGUGAAACAAUUUGGAGAGACUUUUGCAUCAUGUCAAGCUGGAAUAUCUAGUUUUUACACAGAGGAUUUAAUUGUGAUGGGAGCUCCAGGAUCAUUCUAUUGGACUGGCUCUCUUUUUGUAUACAAUAUGACUACAAAUAAAUACAAGGCUUUCUUAGACAAACACAACCAAGUAAAAUUUGGAAGUUAUUUAGGCUAUUCAGUUGGAGCUGGUCAUUUUCGCAGUCAGCACAGUACUGAGGUAGUUGGAGGAGCCCCUCAACAUGAACAGAUUGGUAAAGCUUACAUAUUCAGCAUUGAUGCAAAAGAACUAAAUAUCUUACAUGAAAUGAAAGGUAAAAAGCUUGGGUCUUAUUUUGGAGCAUCUAUCUGUGCCGUGGACCUCAACGCAGAUGGCUUCUCAGACCUACUCGUGGGAGCUCCCAUGCAGAGCACCAUCAGGGAAGAAGGAAGAGUGUUUGUGUACAUCAACUCUGGUUCCGGAGCAGUAAUGAAAGAAAUGGAAACAGAGCUCAUUGGAAGUGACAAAUAUGCUGCAAGAUUCGGGGAAUCUAUAGUCAGUCUUGGCGACAUUGAUAAUGAUGGCUUUGAAGAUGUUGCUAUUGGAGCCCCACAGGAAGAUGACUUGCAAGGUGCGAUUUAUAUUUACAAUGGCCGAGUAGAUGGGAUCUCAACAACCUUCUCACAGAGAAUUGAAGGACGUCAAAUCAGUAAAUCAUUAAGUAUGUUUGGACAGUCUAUAUCUGGACAAAUUGAUGCAGAUAACAAUGGAUAUCUAGAUGUAGCAGUUGGUGCUUUUCGGUCUGAUUCUGCUGUGUUGCUAAGGACAAGACCUGUAGUGAUUGUUGAAGCUUCUUUGAACCAUCCCGAGUCAGUAAAUAGAACAAAUUUUGACUGUAUUGAAAAUGGAUUGCCCUCUGUGUGCAUGGAUCUGACACUCUGUUUCUCAUAUAAGGGCAAAGAGGUUCCGGGAUAUAUUGUUUUGCUUUAUAACAUGAGCCUGGAUGUGAACCGAAAGGCAGAGUCUCCGUCGAGAUUUUACUUUUCUUCCAAUGGAACUUAUGAUGUGAUUACAAGAAGCAUAAAAGUACAGAGCAAAGCAACUAGCUGCCAAACACAUCGAGCGUUUAUGCGGAAAGAUGUACGGGACAUCCUCACCCCAAUUCAGAUUGAAGCCACUUACCACCUGGGACAUCAUGUCGUCAGUAAACGAAGUAUAGAGGAAUUCCCUCCACUUCAGCCAAUUCUGCAGCAGAAGAAAGAAAAAGACAUCAUUGAGAAAACAAUAAACUUUGCCAGAUUUUGUGCUCAUGAAAACUGUACUGCUGAUUUACAGGUUUCUGCAAAAAUUGGAUUUUUGAAACCACAUGAAAAUAAAACCUAUCUCGCUGUUGGAAGUAUGAAGACAUUGAUGUUGAACGUGUCUUUAUUUAAUGCUGGAGAUGAUGCGUAUGAGACAACUCUGCAUAUCAAGCUCCCCACCGGUCUUUACUUCAUUAAGAUUUUAGAUCUGGAAGAGAAACAAAUAAACUGUGAAGUGACAGACGGCUCCGGCGUAGUGAGACUUGACUGCAGGGUUGGUUAUAUAUAUGUAGAUCAUCUAUCAAAGACAGAUGUUAGUUUUCUUCUGGAUGCCAGCUCACUCAGCAGAGCAGAAGAGGAUCUCAACAUCACAGUACAUGCCGCCUGUGAAAAUGAAGGGGAAACAGGCGAUGUCAAGCAUAAUAAGGUGACUGUGACAAUACCUCUUAAGUAUGAAGUCAUGCUAACAGUUCACGGGUUUGUAAGUCCAGCUUCAUUUAUGUAUGGACCAAAGGAGGAAAAUGAGUUUGAAAUGUGCGUGACAGAGAAAAUGAACUUCACUUUCCACGUCAUCAACACCGGCCAAAGCAUGGCUCCAAAUAUUAGUGUGGAAAUAAUGAUACCAAAUUCUUUUAGUCCCCGAACCGACAAGCUGUUCAACGUUUUGGAUGUCCAGACUACUGCUGGAGAAUGCCAUUUUAAGAAUUAUCAAAGAAAGUGUGCAUUAGACCAGCAAAAAGGCACAAUGGAGACCCUUAAAGAUAUAUUCAGAUUUCUGUCAAAGACUGAUAAGAGGCUCCUGUACUGCAUGAAAGCUGAUCCGUAUUGCUUAGAUAUCUCAUGCCAUUUUGGGAAAAUGGACAGUGGAAAAGAAGCCAGUGUUCACAUUCAGUUGGAAGGUCGGCCAUCCAUUUUAGAAAUGGAUGAGACUAGAGCACUGAAGUUUGAAAUAAGAGCAACAGCUUUUCCGGAGCCAAAUCCCAAAGUUAUUGAAUUAAAGAAGGAAGAGAAUGUUGCCCAUGUUCUCCUCGAAGGACUACAUCAUCAAAGACCCAGACGCCAUUUCACUAUAAUGAUUAUUUCAAGUAGCUUGCUCCUUGGACUUAUUUUACUUUUCCUCAUUUCUUAUGUUAUGUGGAAGGCUGGCUUCUUCAAAAGACAGUACAAAUCUAUCCUACAAGAAGAAAACAGAAGAGACAGUUGGAGUUACAUUAACAGUAAAAGUGAUAAGGAUGAGUGAAGACUUAUUUCAAGUUAACAGAACAACUCAGGUUACAAUAUAUUAAACAAAAAUUUUAGAUAUUGUUUACAAGAAACCAUGAAUUCUGCUCAGACUUCAUGUACUUCUUUUAAUAAUGACCAUGUGACAUAUUAUGUCUUCAUCAUUGCUUGGACUUUUCAACUGCAUUAUCUUUGGAUAUAUUACAGUAUUACCUUUGGAGUUAUUUUCUCUCAGACGAUAAUCUUGCAGCUCUAAAAUGGAUAUAAAAACACUAAAGCAUCAACUUAUUCAAGAGAAGUAAUCCCUGGAGGAUAUCUUGAAAGUGCAUUAGAAUUAAAAUUAUGUGGAGGAAGUAAACAACUCAUCUGGAGAAGACUUAGACUUGUAGUAUUAUUCCUUUGAAAGAAAUACUAUUCACCAUAUGUGUUUGCUUUGGUAAAAUUAAUUCCACCCAGUAGGCAAUGACUCAUUCCUAAUAGCUCUUUGAGAAUUGUUUGGAAUAUGUUCUCUAGAAAUAUUUAGCAGAAUUUUUCAACACGCUGUCACCAAAUUUUCUAAUGAAUAGAAAAGAACCACUAUCACUUUAAAGCAGAUAUCUUUAAAGACACUGAUUUGUAAUCUAUUUCCUAUGAGCUUUGAUCAGCAACCAGUCUAUGAAUAUUAUGGUCUGAUGAGCAAACUUCAGACUGAACUUAUACACUGGUUUGAGCUUAAAGGGGUGAUUCCUGGAUAAUUAUUGUUUAUACUGCCAUGUAUUUUUUUCUUUUUGUACAUAUAUGUUCUUUUAGAAACAUUAUGUAUAUAUAUAUAUUUAUAUAGGUAUAAAUCCAAUAAGUCUUUCUGUAACACAAUUUUAUCAAGGUAAAGGUACUGAAGAGUAAAUUUUAAAAAUCCAUCUUUAGUCAAAUUUUUUUGUUUAUAAAAACAAUACUUAGAAUUCUAAUUUAUAUUCUAAAACAGAUUGAAUGUUGCACUUUAGCUGAUAUUUGAAAUAUACAUACACUGAUAUAUGUAAAAUAUGAAAACUGUACCUCACUGAGUUUUUAAAAAUCAGAGCCUUCCAAAGAUGAUAUUGGGGACAAAUAUUUCAUAUAAAUUAGAUACUGUUUAAAAUGCGGACUGUCAAAAUUCAGCCAAUAGAUAAAUUCUUGUUUGGAUGUUAUUCUUUUCUCAAGUGUAAGUAUGAAAUGUACUUUCACCAGUGCUAUAAGGGCAUUCUCUUCUGCAUGGAACUAGAAAACAAAAUUCACAAAUUUACCUGUAAAUUGAAAAAUGUAGAUUUAGCUUGGAUAAAAAUAUGACACGAAAAUUUCCAUGUUUUAGUGAUAAGUGAAACAUUUUAAGUUUUUUGUUGAUCUUACAUACUUUUAUAAUGAAGUAGUUUCUUUCUGGGUCUAAAAUAAUUUAUCUUUAAAUGUCUCUUUAUUUUCAAAUAGAGUCUUUUUUUGUAAUAUUUAUUCUUACGUAUAAACUAAAUGCUGAUAACUGCAGAACAUAAUUUCAUCUGAUUUAUUUCUACAUCUAACUUGAUAUGAAGGUUGUGGCCAAAUUUUCAAAAUCUGUCAUGGGACGUGAUAAGUUAGGGGCCGCUCUUUACUGUUAUGGAAAAGGAUUUCUUCAUAUGAGGUCCCUGCCAACAGCUGUCUUCUUCAGACUGCUUCAUUUCUGCUAUCUGUUAACAUACUGGUGGCUGGAAAAGGAGAAAUGCACAGCAGUCGGUGAAGGCAUUUCAGCAGCAAGACCCAGUGAGCAUGAAACCUUCUUAACUUGGUGUGUAACCAAUAGAAGUUAAAAUUUUUAAAGUAGUUCUUUCAAGAAAAUAUCUAGGCUCAUUGAUAGAAAAUCAAAUACAGAUUUAAAGCUGCUUUCUCAAGGAUGAUCCCUGAGGAAAUUUAAAUCUGGUUCUUUCCUACUAGAAAUAACAGCAUUUCAGGUAGCACUGAGUACAGUGUAAACAACAUGCUAGAAUCGUCAGGCAGCACGGCUUUCAGGAGCAAGAGGAACACAGCUCCCUACGGGGCCAGGUUAUGACUCCUUAUAUAUUUUGCAUACUUAUAUAUUUUAUAUACUUUGUGUAUAAUGGACUUCAAACUCCAAUCACUUUGAGUUUUCAGUUUUCAGAGACCGCCACAAAAUUGGUGCUAUAACUUUAAUCCAUCUUUUUUGUUUUUGCCAAGUAGUCUACAUAUUAGAGAUUUUUGAGGGAAAAGAAAAUAGUACUAUUUCUGGUUAUAUGAUUUCCUAAAUGUGUAAUUUUGAAAUAUAAUCUUGCUGGAAUACUUACCUCAUCAGGAUAUCAGAACAUUCUUACAUGAACUCUGAUCUGUUGGUACCAGGCUACUGAAAUUUAACAUCAGAAUUGAUGGACUCAAAUCCAGGAAGAAAGAAUCCAAAUUAUUUCACUUUGGAAUUAAUGUAUGUUAAAUAUUGAUAUAGCUUGUUUAAAUUUCAAAUACCGGAGAUGUUUAUUUUCCAUUCCAAUAAAUACUCUCCAAAAA
Capra hircus (goat) is the source of this 5878-nucleotide messenger RNA. It is a transcript of the gene ITGA4, whose product is annotated as integrin subunit alpha 4. Lineage: Eukaryota; Metazoa; Chordata; Mammalia; Artiodactyla; Bovidae. The record is from RefSeq and is a predicted model, not a curated record. Gene Ontology annotation, cellular component: external side of plasma membrane; integrin complex. Gene Ontology annotation, biological process: cell adhesion mediated by integrin; cell-cell adhesion; integrin-mediated signaling pathway. The transcript has 28 exons. The coding region runs from base 297 to 3398 and encodes 1033 amino acids. Gene Ontology annotation, molecular function: integrin binding.